This is a messenger RNA of Corticium candelabrum, 3423 nucleotides long. Its product is annotated as complement C3-like. Gene Ontology annotation, molecular function: endopeptidase inhibitor activity; protein binding. NCBI's taxonomy places the organism in Eukaryota, Metazoa, Porifera, Homoscleromorpha, Homosclerophorida, Plakinidae. The transcript is spliced from 23 exons. The record is from RefSeq and is a predicted model, not a curated record. Bases 21 to 3242 code for a protein of 1073 amino acids.
UAGUGGAUACGUACCCAAAUAUGCUCUCUGGACACAUUCUGGUAGUCGCAAUUCUACUCUUUCACACUGCUUUCUUCUGCACGGCGCAACACGGUCCAAAUUAUUUUGUUGCUGCUCCGAGCGUACUGCAGAUAGGCGUCAAACAGACGGUGGUCGUGUCGGUUUUCAAGGUAAACACACCCAUCUCUGUUGUCAUUCGCGUUGAAGACGACAAGGGUCAAGUUCUCUACCAAGCAGCCAAUCAAGACGUGGAAGUGAACAAACCUGUUGCAUUUGAAGUUGAGGUACCGUAUAACAAAGUCCCGCUCCCAGAUCCUGUGAAGGGCGUGCGCUACGCAUACAUUCGAGCAGUUUCACAAGCCGCUUCGCUGCCCUUCAACAAGGCGGUUCGUCUGGUUCUCUCGACAAAAACGCUCUCGGUGUUUGUUCAAACGGACAAACCAAUUUACAAGAGAAACGAAGACGUUCACAUUAGAGUUGUUGCUGUCAACUCAAGCCUUUUCCCCAAACACGGCUCUGAGGUGGCUGUUGAGAUAAGGAAUCCACAAGAUGUUAUUGUGGACAAGGUACAAGUGAAUAAAUCACCUGCGACAGGUAUUGAGAACCGCACUCUACAUCUUGGCCCAGACGCUUUACAAGGGAAGUGGACUAUUGUAGCUCGAUAUGGCUAUAAAGCUGAGUUGAAAUCACAGUCUGGAUUUGAAGUGAAGGAUUAUGUGUUACCAGCAUUCGAUGUCAAGAUUACUCCUCCCAAAUAUGUCAGAGUCAAACGUUUGCAAGAUUCUAUCUCUUUUCGUGUGACAGCAAGGUACACAUAUGGUAAAGCUGUUACAGGAAAGCUCAACGUCACAGUUGGAGUUUUCAUUAGAGGAAACAAAACAGUAGACGUAUUGAAUUCACUUUCUUUGCAUCUAUUAAAAUCGGACAACGGAGAGAAAACUAUCAGUUUUCCAAAUGAAGGGUACAAAGUUUUUCCUUUGGGCGAACAAGUUUAUAUUUCAGCAGAAGUGAUAGACUCAAACAACGGAGUGAAACAACAAACAUUUGAUGUGUCCGCACAAUUCGAUGACAAUCCUAUUAAAUUGGAUUGUGCUUUGAGUCCUCCAUAUUAUCGUCCCAAUCUUCCUCUGCGGCUGCAGGUACGAGCGACGUAUGCGAAUGGAGCUGUGGUAUCUAACGUAAAGGUAGAAUACACUAAUCUACGAUCAGCCGAUGUGCGAUCUACCCUAAGGACUAACGAGAAGGGCAUCGCAUAUUUUCAGUUCAAUGUUAGUCAAGAAAGUGGUGAUAAGGAGUUUCAGUUUCAGGUUAAGGAGCCAGUAGCCCAACAACUGGUCUCUGUUUGCACUUUUAAGCAAUUCCCCUCCAGUGGAGGAAGCUUCUUUGUGCGAUCAAAUUUUCAUAAUCCAACCAAAAUUGGCUCACGGGGAGACUUUGAAAUCAUCAGAGAUUUAAAGGAUAGUAGACGCUUGACGUUUACAGUGCUAGUCACCUCGAGAGGAAUAAUCCAGCAGCAGAAAGCAGUGCAUUUAGAAGGAGGGUCGAUUGGGAGGUUUCAAGUUUCGAUCACUUCAGAUCUCGCUGGCAAAUUCUGCGUUCUUGCCUACUACGUAGAAGACAACAACGAAGUCGUGGCGGAUGCAACGUGUGUGGAAAUAGAGAAAUCGUUUAAGAACGACAUUAAACUAUCAAGAGUGAAUGACAGGAUGGCCAUUCAGCCUUCCGAUUUUUUUGAGUUGAAGGUAGCAGCUGCUCGACGCUCUGAUAUUGCAUUACUCGCCGUGGAUAAGCGUCUCUACAUUCUAAACAAUGAGAACAAGUUGUCAAGAGAAGACGUAUUUGAUGAGCUGAGUACUUACGACAAGUCUUGCGGGUACACAUCAGUUGACAGCAAGGGUGUCUUUGAUGCGGUAGGAUUGACGAGUAUUAGUGGCACUACCCUACAACCUAUCGUCAGGGAAAGUAAGCGGACAUACCAGUUUAUAACAUUUUUGUGUGAAGUUAGUUGUCUAGGUGAGUUAUGCCAGUCACGUAGCAAGAGAGGCUUGGAAAAAGGUGACGGCAAAUUAGAUUUGGCGAGUCGCCAUGUACGCUCUGCCGUUCUACCUGAAUUUAGAGAUGUGUUGAACGAAGAAAUAUUAGAUUUGAUGCGUACCCGUUCACACUUUCCUGAGGCGUGGCUGUGGAACAAAAACUUAACAACGGGUGACCUUAACGAGAUAACACUUCCUCUAAACGCUCCAGAUUCAAUAACAGAGUGGAUCGUUCAAGCUAUUGGUUUAUCAGACGAUUACGGGUUUGGCGUUGCGGAACCAAUUUUAUUCAAAGUGUUUAAACCUGUUUUUGUGGAAUGUCACAUUUCGUAUGCUUUCACUCGUUUGGAACAGUCUUCUCUGUCGUGUACAAUAUACAACUACAACCUUGUUGAUCUACUAGGUUGUAUUUCGAUGUUAAAACCGCGUUUGUCGACUUGCCCUACUACUACUAGCAGCAGCGCUUUGGAGACCAACCUUCAGUGCGUCAAUGUAACAGGGAGAAGCACGACAUUAGUUAAAUUUCCCAUUAAGCCGUGGUGGGCUAAUCUAGAGAAACUCACAAUACGAUUGCGUACCUUCUUUGGAGGAGAAGACGUCAUCCAUGACAUCAACAUUAGACCUGAUGAAGUUGCUAGGGAAGUCGAACUUGGUACAGAGCUAGCUCCUCAAGAUCGAUGUCCCAAGCUCGGACCAAUUGACAACAAGCUGUGUAACGCUUGUCAUCAUCACCACUUUGUCUACCGAGUUCGCGUGGUUAAGAAUGUUCUCACGAACGGAUCGUUGAUGUACAAAGUCAUCAUUGUAGAUAUCUUGAAACCAGGAGCAUUAUGCGUGAAAGUUGGCGAUAAAAUGGAUCUUCGGCUCCCCUCCAUUUGCUUUCUAGAAAUAGAGUUAGAAGCAGGCAGGGAAUAUCAUGUCCAGGGAAGAGACGACGGCAUAAAAAUCGUUUUCGAUCAAAACUCUUAUGUCGAGCCGUGGCCUGAAACGACGGGCACUGAAUGCAAAGCCAAAGUGACAAGAGAAUGUAUCAAGCGCCCGUGUUUCAAAUUCAAGGGAAAGAAUAUCCGUAAACUUUGCCAUAAAUUGCGUAAAGGCAAGUGCUCAAAAGUUAUUCGUAAACAGUGUAAGGACAAGCUUGAAUUUGAUGAGUACGUUCUUAAAUUAAAAGACGGUGCAAUAUGCGAAAGGCAAAAUUUAUGUGACUAGAUUGAGUGCGAAGAGAGACUUGCUUAGACUAUUGCUGGUCUGUUUUUCUUAAUUGUGUUCGUUGUAUGAAAUAGUAAACAUUAAUUUGUUUACAAAAUUUGUGGUGUACGAAACUUCUGUUUGCUGGAAUAACAAGUUUGUGUUAUGUUGAAUAUUGCAUUGGAUUACAAUGGUUAAAGAA